Molecule: messenger RNA, 1937 nt
Organism: Eptesicus fuscus (big brown bat)
Lineage: Eukaryota; Metazoa; Chordata; Mammalia; Chiroptera; Vespertilionidae
Gene: FEZ1
Product: fasciculation and elongation protein zeta 1
Exons: 12
Coding region: 420-1598 (392 amino acids)
Cellular component (GO): axon; cytoplasm
Source: RefSeq, a predicted model, not a curated record
GCAGUCUGUCACUUUGAAGUGAGGCGCAGACCAGCUGCUGAGAACGGGGCUGGGAAGGGCGAAGGGAACUGCGGGGCGCCUCAGAGCCUGGCCUGGCCCCUCAGUAACUGGCGGAGGAGUGUGAGGAGGACCAGCUUUGCCCUGCGUGGUCUGAAUCGGCUCCAAAACAGCACCUUAGCCCCACCGUGUGAAAGCAGAGCAUCUGUGUAGCUCAGUCCCACCCGUCUUCUCCUGAAUGUGGAAGACACAGGCAGGUAAACGACAAAUCUACCUUCAAAACUUAAGAACUUGAAAGCUCAUUAUCUGUCUCUGAGUUUACAAGACCGCCAUGCAGGCCUUCCCUGAGCUGGUCAAGUUAGCAUGUGGUCCCUUUCAUCCACAAAAGAGAAACGAGCCCUGAACGUUGCAGCUGCGCCAGGAUGGAGGCCCCACUGGUGAGUCUGGAUGAAGAGUUUGAGGACCUCCGGCCCUGCUGCUCAGAGGAACCGGAGGAGAAGCCACGGUGUCUGUACGGCUCCUCGCCCCACCACCUGGAGGACCCCUCCCUCUCUGAGCUGGAGAAUUUCUCUUCUGAAAUAAUCAGCUUCAAGUCCAUGGAGGACCUCGUGAAUGAAUUUGACGAGAAGCUCAAUGUCUGCUUCCGGAACUACAAUGCCAAGACCGAGAACCUGGCUCCCGUGAAGAACCAGUUCCAGAUCCAAGAGGAGGAGGAGACCCUGCAGGACGAGGAGGUUUGGGAUGCUCUGACAGACAAUUACAUCCCUUCACUCUCAGAAGACUGGAGGGACCCAAACAUCGAGGCUCUGAAUGGCAACAGCUCUGACACCGAGGUCCAGGACAAAGAGGAGGAGGAGUUCAAUGAGAAGAGUGAGCACGAUUCUGGGAUCAAUGAGGAGCCUCUACUCACAGCAGAUCAGGUCAUCGAGGAGAUCGAAGAAAUGAUGCAGAACUCCCCGGACCCUGAGGAGGAGGAGGAGGCCCUGGAGGAGGAGGAGGGGGCCGAAACGUCCUCCCAGGCGGACUCGGUGCUCCUGCAGGAGAUGCAGGCCUUGACCCAGACCUUCAACAACAACUGGUCCUAUGAAGGACUGAGGCACAUGUCCGGGUCGGAGCUGACCGAGCUGCUGGACCAGGUGGAGGGCGCCAUCCGCGACUUCUCGGAGGAGCUGGUGCAGCAGCUGGCCCGCCGGGAUGAGCUGGAAUUCGAGAAGGAAGUGAAGAACUCCUUCAUCACGGUGCUCAUCGAGGUGCAGAACAAGCAGAAGGAGCAGCGAGAGCUGAUGAAAAAGAGGCGGAAAGAGAAAGGCCUGAGCCUGCAGAGCGGCCGCGUGGACAAGGGGAGCCAGAUGCCCCUCAAGCGCUUCAGCAUGGAGGGCAUCUCCAGCAUCCUGCAGAGCAGCAUCCGCCAGACCUUCGGCUCCUCGGGGACUGACAAGCAGUAUCUGAACACGGUCAUCCCCUACGAGAGGAAGGCCUUCCCUCCGUCCGUGGAAGACCUGCAGAUGCUGACCAACAUUCUCUUCGCCAUGAAGGAGGAUAAUGAAAAGGUGCCCACUUUGCUAACGGACUACAUUUUAAAAGUGCUCUGCCCUACCUAACCUCGCCCUUCGGAGCAGCCUUGCCGCGGAAGUCACGGAGUUAAGAGUCAUUCCAUCCCAGGGGCCGCAUGACACCCCGUGACCUCCGACGUGUACUUAAACGUGUAGAGCUUAACCUGGAUGAAACACGAGCAAGCGCGGGGGUCCUUGGCCGCCGCCGGCUUCUAGUCCUAGUAACCAUUGGGUGCAUGACAAGGGGCAGGGCCGGGGCGCUGCCGGCCCCCCGUCCGGGUCCGAGGGCGGCAGCCGCUCUCGCCACUCAUUCUGUAGCCCGCCUCCGGCCCUCAAACACAGCUUACACUUUAACACUAAUUUUGAAAUAAACCUUCAUUUAAUUAA